CGGCCCGCCAACGGGACAGGGCGAGGCCCGCGGGAGGAGGGCUCCGCUAGUCGCCGGCCCACGUCCCCUCCCCGGCCGGGGAGGAGGGGAAAGCGAGAGAGGUCCCGGCAGAGCGGUUGGGAGAGGGAUUUGAAAGAGCCCUCUUCCUCCCCGCCCGGAGGGGAAGUGGAAAGGAGAGCCGUGGCGGGCGGCGGAGGAUGAUGAUAACUUAGGGCCGUGCCUGGCCGUGGAAGCUGGCCGUGCUGCCGGGGCGAGGCGGCUGGGAGGGCGACAGCUAUGUCCCAGGGCACGACAGGGGGAGCGGGAGCACCCCAGGUGCUGCCGGAGGGGAAGGAGAGACAGAGGAAGAGGAGGCGGAGGAAGAAGAAGGAGAAUAAGACACGGCUGGUGUGCUCCAACUUGCUAUUACCUGAGGCUGAGCUGGAGAAGUCCAAGGGCACAGUCCUGGCCUGCAACCGCCUCAAGACCACCAAGUACACAGCACUCUCCUUCCUGCCCAAGAACCUCUUUGAGCAGUUCCACCGGCUGGCCAACGUCUACUUUGUGUUCAUUGCACUCCUCAACUUCGUGCCGGCUGUCAACGCCUUCCAACCGGAGCUGGCCUUGGCCCCUGUGCUCUUCAUCUUGGCGGUCACUGCCAUCAAGGAUCUGUGGGAGGAUUACAGCCGCUACCGCUCCGAUAAGGAGAUCAACCACAUGGAGUGCCUGGUCUACAGCAGAAAUGAGAAGAAAUAUAUAAGCAGAUACUGGAAAGAAGUGAAAGUUGGAGACUUUGUGCAGCUUCGCUGCAAUGAAAUUAUACCUGCUGACAUACUGCUGCUCUCCUCAAGUGAUCCUGAUGGGCUGUGCCAUAUAGAAACAGCUAACCUGGAUGGUGAAACUAACUUAAAACAAAGACAGGUAGUGAGGAGGUUCUUAGAGCUGGACUCAGAAUUUGACCCCUUGAAGUUCACCAGUGUCAUUGAAUGCGAGAAGCCAAACAAUGACUUAAGUAGGUUUCGAGGUUACAUUGUACAUAAGAGUGGAAAAAAGGAUGGACUGUUCAAAGAAAAUCUUUUGUUACGUGGAUGUACCAUUAGAAAUACAGAAGAGGUUGCAGGAAUAGUAAUCUAUGCAGGGCACGAGACCAAAGCUUUGUUAAACAAUAAUGGACCCCGUUACAAACGCAGUAAACUUGAAAGACAGAUGAACGCCGAUGUCCUUUGGUGUGUCCUAAUACUUCUAAUCAUGUGUCUGUUUUCUGCCAUUGGUCACGGCCUAUGGGUAUGGCAAUAUGGUGAAAAGAAGAAACCAGUUUUUGAUGUUCCAGGGCCUGAUGGCAAAUACUUGUCCCCUGUUUUAGCUUCAGUAUAUUUAUUUCUGACAGUGAUCAUAGUUUUCCAGGUUAUGAUUCCGAUUUCUUUGUAUGUAUCCAUUGAAAUAGUUAAAAUCUGCCAAGUGUACUUCAUUCAUCAAGAUAAAGAUUUAUAUGAUGAAGAAACAGACACGCAGCUGCAGUGCCGAGCUUUAAAUAUCACAGAAGACUUAGGUCAGGUGCAGUUUAUCUUUUCAGACAAGACUGGGACACUUACUGAAAACAAGAUGGUUUUCCGAAGAUGCACUGUUUCUGGAAUAGAGUAUUCCCAUGAUGAUAAUGCCAAACGCUUAGCGAUGUACCAAGAACCUGAUUCUGAGGAAGACGAGGCAGCCCCAAAAGGAGGAACUCUAUCCCAGCGUGAUAGUAUCUGCAGCCAUCAGAGCAUUAAAGUAAUACACAGAAGCCAGAGCAACAAAACCCACCGGCGCACGGGUAGCAGAGCUGAAGCAAAAAGAGCAAGCAUCCUUUCAAAGCACACUGCAUUCAGUAGCCCAAUGGAGAAGGACAUUACACCUGACCCGAGAUUGUUAGAAAAGGUGAAUGAAUGUGCAAAGCAUCUGGAGGUCAUGAGAAGCCAUGAACAGCCAUUAUCCCAUCUGAGUCCAGAACUAUGUGACAUUUUUGACUUCUUCAUCGCUUUGACUAUAUGUAAUACAGUCGUGGUUACUGCACCUAAUCAGCCCCGACAGAAGGUUAGAGAUCGAUUUGAACUAAAAUCUCCAGUAAAAACUAUAGAAGACUUCAUACGAAGAUUCACUCCAAGUCGCUUGACCUCUGGCUCUAACAGCAGUAGUUCAUCUAGUCUAGCUACAAGCAAAUCAAUGCACAGAUUUGGUUUAAGUCUGCUUUCAUCUACAUCUACGGAUAGCACUUUAUUAAAACUGGAAGAGAAGCUGGCAUACUCUGCACAGAUGAAUAACAAUGGCUACAGCUCCCAGCAAGGCAGGACAACUGCACGGGGUGGACCUGAGGAAGGAGAACUCCGUUAUGAAGCAGAGAGUCCAGAUGAAGCUGCUCUUGUCUAUGCAGCAAGGGCAUAUAACUGUUCUCUGGUUGGAAGGCUGUCUGACCAGGUAUCAGUGGAGCUACCUCACCUGGGAACACUAAGUUUUGAAGUAUUGCAUACAUUGGGCUUUGAUUCCGCCAGAAAGAGGAUGUCAGUAGUGGUCAGACAUCCUCUCACAGAUGAAAUAAAUGUUUACACUAAAGGAGCAGAUUCAGUUGUUAUGGAUCUUCUUCUACCCUGCUCUUCAGAUGACCCUCGGGGCAAACAUCAAAAAAAAAUCCAAAGCAAAACUCAGAAUUACCUUAAUCUGUAUGCUGCAGAUGGACUGCGGACCCUCUGUAUUGCAAAAAGAGUUCUUAGCAAGGAAGAGUAUGCCUGUUGGUUAAAAAGUCAUUUAGAAGCAGAAUCCUCUAUUGAAAAUCGUGAGGAACGUCUGUUUCAGUCAGCACUGCGGGUAGAGAAGAAUCUGCAUCUGCUAGGUGCAACUGGCAUUGAAGACCGUUUACAGGAUGGUGUUCCAGAAACCAUAGCAAACUUGCGUAAAGCUGGGUUGCAGAUUUGGGUUCUUACUGGAGACAAGCAAGAAACAGCUGUUAAUAUUGCAUACGCCUGCAAGCUACUGGAUCACGAUGAAGAAAUCAUCACUUUGAAUGCUGAAUCACCAGAGACAUGUGCUGUCUUGCUGGAACAGUGUCUGCAAUGCGUAGAGUCUAAGUUUUCAAACAACAUUAUAGACGAAGCUACUGGAAACAUGACUGUUGGGUUCACCCCUCUCUAUCCACCCUCUUCCCCUGUGCUUUCCAGCUUGGGCCUAGUGAUCGAUGGAAGGACUCUAGCUUAUGCCCUGGAACCUGCACUAGAAGAUAAAUUUCUCACACUAGCCAAGCGAUGCCGUUCAGUACUGUGUUGUCGCUCUACUCCACUCCAAAAGAGCAUGGUAGUGAAACUAGUCAGAGACAAACUCAAAGCAAUGACCUUGGCAAUAGGUGAUGGUGCUAACGAUGUCAGCAUGAUACAAGUGGCAGAUGUUGGUGUGGGGAUAUCUGGGCAAGAAGGCAUGCAGGCAGUGAUGGCGAGUGACUUUGCAAUCCCAAGGUUCCGGCAUUUGGAGAAACUGUUACUUGUUCAUGGUCACUGGUGUUAUUCCCGACUUGCCAACAUGGUGCUGUAUUUCUUCUACAAAAAUGCAAUGUUUGUGGCCCUUCUCUUCUGGUACCAGUUCUACUGCGGGUUCUCUGGAUCAUCAAUGGUUGAUCAAUGGUAUCUCAUCUUCUUUAAUUUACUCUUCUCAUCUCUUCCACAACUGAUUACUGGUGUGCUGGAUAAGGACGUGCCAGCUGAAGUGUUAAUUGCUGUGCCUCAGCUUUAUAAAAGCGGCCAGAAUAUGGAGGAGUACCAACCACACAUGUUUUGGAUGAACAUGAUUGAUGCUAUGUAUCAAAGCCUGGUUUGCUUCUUCAUCCCCUAUUUUACUUACUAUGAUUCGGAGGUGGAUAUCUUCUCCUGGGGAACUCCUAUCACUACAAUAGCUCUUUUCACCAUCAUCUUGCAUCUGGCUAUUGAAACCAAAACUUGGACUUUUCUCCACUGGUCAUCUUGCAUCUUCAGUAUCCUCUUAUUUUUCUUUGUGGCUCUGGUUUACAAUGCUUCCUGCCCAGUAUGUCAUCCUCCAUCCAAUCCCUACUGGACUAUGGAAAGGCUGAUGGGAGACCCUAUGUUCUAUUUCACUUGCAUUAUAUCACCAGUCAUUGCAUUGCUGCCCAGAUUUCUGUACAGAACCCUUCAGGGAACACUUUUCCCAAGCCAGCUUCAGCUUGGACGCCAGCUGAGUAAACUGUCCCCAGAGAUUCGCACCCAGCUUCUGACCAAGUUGAAUGUAAAAGGAACAGUAUGUCAGACACAACCCUUUGCAGUCAGCUUCUCACCAAGCCUUCGCUCAAACACUAGUGAUUGUUAUAAGGCUUACGACCAAAGCACACCUUUGUCAGCAUGUCUUCAAACAAGUGAGUCACUCUUCCAAGAGUACCCAAAGGCAGCACAUACAACUGAUCAGACUGUGGCUGCCUCUCCCCAGGGUUCUGUGUUGUAUGGGGAAAACAAAUUCCCCUCAUCAACAGGUAAUCUAGAAAGGUCCAUGGGAUUUCAUGAAGUUAGACACAGCACUUCAGAGGUGGAGUCAUUGCCUGUGGGAGCAACAUUCCCAUGGAGCUCAGCAGUCAACCAAGCAGAUUUCAGUUUGUUGAAGUGGAUCACAUCAACUCCGUUGUUCAGUCGUAUUGGGACUGUUUUACAGGUGUCAUCGAGCAGUUUACAGAAUGAAACACAGGACAGUAUGCAUGUGCUUGGCUCUUCUUUGCAUAUGGACUUCAAAGGCUUAAAAGAACAGAGCUCAAAUAACUUGCAGGACAAAAUGAAAGGGUCCUCAUGUGAUCUUUGUAAAAGUGACAAUUCUGAGACCACCUUUUUAUGACAUGGGCCUUAAAUAUAUUUAUAUAUUUUCUAUUUGCACACAUUUAUAAUGAGAUUAUUUGUUUCCAAAGAUGAAACAGAAAAUCAAAGGUACAGAAUGAUUAUUUAAGAAUGUUUAAAUACAGUAUAUUGAAAUAAGAGCUUUAAAUAUAAAAAAAAACACUUGAAAGUUCCAUUUAUAUUGUUUUAUUUUUUCAUCUCAUUUUGUAAGGAAAUGCUGUCUUUUUAUUUUUCAGAUGCUUCUCUUUUUAUUCUGACACAUACUGUAAAAGCAAGGGACCUAUCUACCAUAUACAAAAGGGUUAGAUUCAGCAAUAAUUACUGAUAUCAUCAUAGGCCAUUCAGUUAUCAAGGAGGAAAAACCAUGAUAAUAAACAGGCACUGUAUUACAUCCGUCAUCUGCUUGCCAAGGUGUUUUGUCACUGGAUCAAACUAUUAGGCAAGACUAUCAAAUCAUUAUACACGUCUCUGUAAAUGUUAACAGUAUCUUACCAUCACAUUAAUAAUACUGGUAUUUUAUAAGUGACACCAUAUUUUGAUAUUGCAGCCGUAGCAUUUUAUGCGUCAUGAUUAAACAAUAAAUAAAUGACCAUCCAUAUUGCAAAGUGAAUUCCCAGUCUGGCAUUAAUAGUAAUUCAACCCUUCACUUCAGAGUAGCUCAUAUUUGGCCAGUCACAGCAUUACAUCAGGCUGAUCUAUUUCUGAAGUAAAGCUGCUGCUUGUUUGUGAGGAAUGAUUUGGUGGCAAAGAGCUGAUGCAUUGUGUCCACUGUAGAGUGUGAGCAGGGAGGGUCUGUGAUCUUCUAUGCUGGAGCACUACCACAGGUAGGCUAGUUUUGCUGGUCAGUCCUUGAUAGCGGUGGGGCAGAGCACAGGCAGGGUGGAGUUUUGUAGGCACAUUCACUGCUGUUUCAGCCAGGUUAAAUCAAGUCCUUGGUGAUCAGGAAGGGGCAUGACCAGCUGUGAGGGUGCAGUGCUGUGCAGAGGUACUUCAGCCUAGUUCCAGUCCCAAAAGUAAGAAGCUGCACUGCUCUCUGAGGUUAUGCCUGAGCCGACAUCAUGUGCUUUUAAAUCACGAACUGCCACUGGUACAUGGAUGUGCAGUUGCACUGUGCAAGCCUGGUGGAUCUCAGGGGGAUUUAGCCCUGAACGGCUGCUUAGUUCUUUCCUAUCAUCUAGUCACUAUGACCAUGUACAUAUUAGCUGCUGCACUUUUUCGUUUCCUCAUUGCAGGUUUUCAGAUGGCCUUUUGCUUCCUUGCCUUCGGUCCUGUAAAGCCAGAAUUUGUUUGUGCAGCCUGCCUCCCACAUGGGUUGCUUCAGCCCAUCAGGCCACAGUGCCAACCCACUUGCUAACCUACUCAGGAUCUUUUUUCCCAAAGAUUUACACACUGGCCUCCGUCCCAGAAACAGAAUUGAUAAUGUGAAACUGUAAAAUGCCAAUGAAGGGAAGAGAUGAAAGCAAUCUAAGUAAGAGCUGUCAGCCUGUAUUUACCCUCACGAUACAUGACAUUCACAUGUAGCUACACUGCAUUGUGGGAUUAGAAUUGAGUAGGGACAGGGCAGAGAUGCUAACAGAUUUACUCUCCCAGUCUCCAGUGAAUAGUUUUAAGCAUGUGAUUGAUUAAAAAAGUAUCUGAAGCAUAACUUCUUCCUUUAGCCUCUAGUUAAAGGGUAACAAGGCUUUAUAUGUCUAUAUUUUAAUGAAGGAAAGCAUGCCUGUUGACUCUUUUGUUACUGGCUGAAAACAUUUUGACAUUUCUCUGCUUUAUAUUGUGACAGAAAUGGGGAACUAAUAAUGAGCACUCGGUUUCCAUGAAGGUAGGUAGGCAUCUGCCCUGUUGGUGCCAACAUGAGCUGGGAGCUGCUGAGGUGUGCAUCCUGACACACACUCUAUAUAGCAGGGCAGAGUCCCAGGCCCUCACAGAACUUGUUUCUCUCCACUUGCUGGAAAGACAGCCUGCCGACUCAGCUCCCUGUCUGUGCAAGUGUCUCUGGCUGGGUGAGGCAGCUCCGAGGUUAGACAUCUCUGCUUGCUCUACCAACGUUUUCGUUCUCAAUAGUAGCUCUGCUGGGAUGACUUUGCAGGUGGCUUUUUGCAAGGUUAUCUGGCUGUAUUUAAGGCAAACUGUGCAGAGAUUGCCGUUGUAAGUAACUCGCCUGUGUGGAGCUCCAGUGCCUUUUAAUGUCAAGGAGGAAAUCGAGUGACACUUUGAAAUGUGUAAAUGUUGCCAUCUGGUUAGAAACGUUCUGCUUGUAAGACAGGAUCUCACAGAAGGACACAGUAUCAGAUACCAGGUAGGCAGAGUUCGCAGGUUUGUGAGACGUUAAAUUCUGUCUGCGUUGUGGGGUCGCAUGAGGAGCUUGCCAUGUAUAUCAUACGUGAGUGCCCUCCCUUUUCCUGCAGCAGCCCCAGCAGGCAGGUGGGGCUCUCUCGAUGUUGACUCCUCCUCGUCUUUCCACAGCAUGUUUGGUUCCCACAGGCCUUCAUGGGACUUUGCCUGGUGCUGGCAGCAGAAAGGGCUGGAACAUCACUGGGCUUUGGCUCAGAGCUGUAUAAUCGCCUCAAAAGGAACCUCAAUUCCUCGCUAGCCGUGCCUCCGUGAUACCAGAUUCAGGUGGUUGUGCUUUCAGUGUUCCAAAGACUGUUUGCGUAGGUAACAAUAAAAGGGUUCCUCUGAGACUGAGAAAUGCUCGUACACUGCCAGAGAGUUGUGUUAAGUUGCCACUGUGAGUGUGAGAGUAGUACAUCUGUGUUAAAUAUUUAGGGAAACUAUAGAUCUGAAUCCUCAGCUGCUGCAAUCAUCAUAGCCCCUCUGGUCUCUGCAAGCUGACUUACCACAGCUGGGCGUCAGCCCUCAAUAACUGCUGUAUUUUGUUGCAAAAUCAAAAAUCCUUAGAGAUAUAUUAAAGUGUAAAUGCUUCCUUCAUACUAGAAGAUCUUCAUACUAGAAGUGUCUUCAUUACAGCAGCAGCCUGCAAACUUGUAUGAAUUUAAUCUCAAAUAGACCAAAUAAUCCUGCUGACCUUAAUGGAGCAGUGGCCUCAGCCGGAUUGCUUGUGUCCAUGCAGGUAGAUGGGAAGCUGUGCCACACUGAAGCCUUCAUGUGCCAAAACUAGACGUCAAGAUACAUAGAGGCACAGCAGGAUGUCAGCAAGCAAGGUGUCUCCAUUUUCUUCUGGGAGAUACGUUAUAAUAUAAAUAAAAUGUAAUUUAAACCACAAUUUGGAGGGGGGAGGAAACAAAUUUAGACAUUUGGAAAGAAAAUGUUAAGCAAACUAAUUCUUUUCAUUUCAAAUCACUUUUGUCUUCAGCUGCCAGAAGAAAAACACAUCAAAGCAAGUUACUUGCUGGGCUUUAGGGCUUGUCAACAUUUUGAGGCUGCUAUUGAUAUCUGAAACAUUUUAACUAAACAAAUACUAAUGGGUUUUUGAAGGUGUAUACAUCAAUUUUCAUAAUACAGAAAUAAACUUGUACAGUUA
This is a messenger RNA of Pezoporus flaviventris, 8313 nucleotides long. It is a transcript of the gene ATP10A, whose product is annotated as ATPase phospholipid transporting 10A (putative). Gene Ontology annotation, molecular function: ATP hydrolysis activity; ATPase-coupled intramembrane lipid carrier activity; magnesium ion binding. NCBI's taxonomy places the organism in Eukaryota, Metazoa, Chordata, Aves, Psittaciformes, Psittacidae. Bases 277 to 4833 code for a protein of 1518 amino acids. Gene Ontology annotation, cellular component: plasma membrane. The transcript is spliced from 21 exons. The record is from RefSeq and is a predicted model, not a curated record. Gene Ontology annotation, biological process: phospholipid translocation.